Messenger RNA from Pedinophyceae sp. YPF-701, 4743 nucleotides. The record is from the annotation of a GenBank genome assembly. Lineage: Eukaryota; Viridiplantae; Chlorophyta; Pedinophyceae.
AUGUCGGGCUACAGGCCGACGGUGGCCUUCACGGGCACAAUGCCGGUGCCGUUCGUGGAGACGCGUCGCGCGCCGGGCAACGACGGGAGCGACGACGAUGGUGAUGACCCAGACGCGUCGCUCCGUGUGGACCAGAACAUCGUCUCGACGGCCAACCGCGCACAAAAGAAGAUGGCUGAUACUGGGAGGAAGCCGGCGACGAAGUGGAAGCCCGACUUCGAGCGCCUCAGAUGGUACAUCAAGGAGGCCAUUCGGCGCAAGGACUGGUCGGGGGCGGAGUCGUUUUGCUCAACGGCGCUGGCGCACGACCGGUCCAACCCAAUAUGGCUUUGUCUCCGCGCGCGCGUCCGGAACAUGCAGGGGAAGUACGGCGCGGCGCUGAGGGACGCGGAGGCGUGCUUGUUCACGCACCCGUCGUACGCCACGGCCCACUACAGGAAGGCCCAGGCCUACCUCCUGAUGGGUGACGCGCAGGGCGCGAUGGGCGCCCUCGGCGAGGCCCUGUCGCUGCACACGCUCGGCCGCCUCGUCGGCCCUCUCCCGGGCGACAGCACCAUGGAAGAGUCCGUCGAGAGGCUCAGGUCGAUGCUGGAGCGCUGCCAGGACGAGGCCAGUGUCGCUGCGCUCGCGCCUCCGGGGGAGUCCCGCAAGGUCUUUUCGGACCAGGACGGCAACUCCCAAUUGAUGUGUUUGGUGCCAGAGAUUCACUGGGCCGGGGUAGACCCCGAGGAGCUCGUUUCCGAGUACACGCGCGGCGUGGCGGGCACGAACGCGCUCUCGAAGGCCUCGCACGCGCGCGCGGCGAUGCAGGCCGCGGAGGACGCCCGCCUGGGGUGCCCCAAGUGCGCGGCGCGCAUCACGCAGGCGGCGGAGAGCGCGUACGCGGGCCCGCCCCCGACGGCGCGCGACGACCGGCUGCGCGCGGCGAUCGACCGCGCGGACGUGGACACCGCGCUCGCGCUCCUGCACGACCCGAGGCUUGACCCGCUGGCGGUGAACCUGGACGGGCUGACGCCGCUGCACGCGGCCGCGAACGGCGUCGCGAUGGACGCCGCGAUGAUGGAGGAGGCGAGGCUCGUCGCGACGGGCAAGGCGAGCCCGAGGGACUCGGAGGCGUCGGCGCAUGCUGAGUCAGUCACACUGGCCAUCCUCGAGUCCCUCCUCGGGCUCGGUGUUCCCGUGGACCUGCGCGCGCCCCUGGGGGGCACCGCGGGCGUGACUCCGCUGCAGACCGCCAUGGUCGCGCUGCACCCGUCCGUCGUCCACAGGCUGCUCGAGCACGGUGCCGACCCUGCGUUGGUGCAACCGCACGCCCGACGCCCCGCGCAGGCGCUGCGGGCCCAGCACGCGCGCGAGCUGCGCGGCGACGACUACUCCGCGAUCGACAAGGCGCUCCUGCGGUCGCGCAUCGCCCGCGGACAGGCCUGCGAGUCGGUGUAUCUGAAAGCACUCGCGGACGCAGAGGCGGCCCCGCGCGAGGCCAGCCCGCACCGGCGCCGGCGGCAAGAGCUCGGCGUGAACCGGCCGACGUCGUUGUCGCGGCGGCGGCUGCUGGAAGCGCAGGCGCAGGCGCAGCGGGCCGCGGAAAAGGCGGCGACGCCCAAGUGGAAACCGUGUUCGAUUGGGCACUUGUCGGGGUACGGACGGAGAGCAUCGUCUGCGGGGACGUUCGGGCAAGCAAGGGGCGGGGCGUCGCGGCCGCAGACGGCGCCGUCGCAGCGGAAGCGGGGGGUUCCGGGGGGGGGCGUUGCGUCGGGGGACAAGGGGGCGCUCCGGGCGCCGACGGAGGUGACGAGCAGGUCGAUGUCGAUCUUCGCGCGGGACUCGUUCGUGAGCGAGGCGGAGGGCGCGCAGACGACGGCGUUCGGGCGGUUCGCGCUGGACGGCCUGCUCGUGUCGCAUGUCGAGGAGGUGGCCCCGGAGCGGCCCGCAACGGCGAUGCUGACGACGGCGGAGCGCGCGGACCUCGAGAAGAUGAUGCGGGAGAUGCAGCACCGCGGAGGGGUGGCGAGCUGGCGGGAAAUCAGCCACGAGCGUCUCGGGGCAGACGCGCACAGCAACACGGCAGCCGGUGUGGGGGCCGCGGGGGCGCAGGACGGCAAGUCCGGGACGUCUGCGGCGGUCGACUCGGUUCUGAACGGCAUCGUGGACGCCGCUGCGGGCGGGCCGGGGCCCGAGGGGAAGCGGGCCGUCGCCAACGCGCUUGCGCUGUCGAUGAUGUCGCUGCCAGCGGGGCCGCGGGAAUCGGUCAGGGAGGAGAGCGGGCACGGACAGGCCGAGCAUAUGCGGUCGAAGCGCGUGAGCAUCGCGCUGUCCUGCGCCACGGAGGCCCACAUGGAGCGAGGAUACGUGACCAACGCGGUGACCGACUCGGUGGCUCCGGAGCAGCUCGGGGUCCGCCAGGACUACCAAGACCGCGUGGCAAGGUCGCUGAACAUCUUCAAGGGUGUGCCGGGCAUGCUCGGCGGCGUCGCGAGCCUCCCGCGCUGCCUGCGUGCCGUGAUGGCGGCCGCGCAACAGGGGCGGUACCCGUACUCCGCAACCACGCCGUCGUGCGCGUGCUGCGGGCGGGAGUGGGGCCGGAACGAUCACGAGCGCAAGGCGGCGGGCGGGGCGCGGCGGCCGGAUUCGGCGUGGGUCCGGUGCUCGGCGUGCCGGCUGGCGUGCUACUGCUGCGAGCGGCACCGCGUGGAGGACUGGCCGCGGCACGAGGACCGGUGCCGGCUCAUCAAGGCGCAGCAGGUGGCGCUGGACACGAUCGCGCGGCCCAACGCCACCGUCGAGGAGCUCAGUCGGGCCAAGAUCGCACUUCUGUCCGACUCCUACGUCGCGGUGUGCAUCGGGACGGUGGAGACGUGCGUGCAGGCGAUCGACGCGCUCGCGACGGACCACACGGUGCUCAAGGCGGACCUGCGGGAGUUCGACCUCGAGGCGAAGCGCCGCCAGGAGGCCGAAAGGCAGCGCCGCCGCUCCAGCUACGGCGGGCUCAUCGGCGCGCAGUACGGUUUCAAGACAGCCUUUUUCCGCGGCGAGCUCGGGCUGGACGAGAACGAGGUCGCGCGCCAGCAAGCCAUCGAGGUGCACCGCUCGUCGCUUAAAUCUCGCAUGUUCCACAUCCUCGACCUUCUGUCGUCGCUGAUGCGUCCGCCGGCGGGGUUCCGGUCCGCGGAGCCCGAGGCCGAGGACGAUGACCCCGGCCACGAGGCCGACGUCGCGUCGAUGCUCCGCGACUCGAGCGGAGGCUACGCCGCGGGCGGGCGCGCUGUGCGGCGCGUGUCGAUCCCCGCCGCGAUGGAGCCCCGGCGCUGCCCGCUGCUCUGGGAGCCCCGGCACGCGCUCGCGGACGCGCAGACCGCGACGCCCGGCGCCGUCGCGGGACAAGCCUCCGUCCGCUUCUUCGGCUCCUCCGCCCCCGAGUCGCUCAUCCAGGGGUCCCUCCUGGCGCUGCUGGAGCCGACGAUCGGCGACGGCGACCUGCUCGCGAUGUCCUCGCAGUUCCUCUCCGACCACCUCUUCCCGGCGUUCGACGCGCCCGUGCCCGACGCCGGCGCGACUGAAACCUUCUACCGGCACCUGGUGUAUCCGUGCGCGUCGGAGCUGAUGGAGCUGCGCCGGCGGCUGUUCACGCGCGGGUGUCCGGGGCUCACGGACCUGCUCGCGCCGCUCGCGAUCAACAUGCUGGACUCGCGGGAGGAGGAGAAGAUCCCGCCCUUUGUCGCGCCGCAGAGCGCGCUGAUGCUGGCGCUGUUCGCGCGGGUGUCGCCCGGGGACGCGUCGCGCGUGCUCUCGGCGCUGGCGCUGGGACAGAACGACGACGUGUGCGCGCCGCUGGUGAAGUGCCUGCGCAGUGCCUACAUGGCGGCAAUGAUGCUGCAGCGGAUGCACCCGACGGCGGCGCGGCGCGCGGGCGGGGACCACUCGUGCGUGGUGCCGCACGCGGGGCUGGCGGGGGCGCAGGAGCUCGAGGCCGUCACGGAGCUGUGCCUGGCCAUCUUCGGGCACAGCGGGGUACGCAUGAUGCACGAGGACUCCCGGGCGUACCGGUCGAUGAUCCGGUACGCCGCGGCGCUGCUGUGGGACGACUGGGAGGAGCAGCUCGGGCUGAUGCGGUUCACGCGCGGGACGCGGCUGGCGCUCGUGAACCAGCUGACUCAGCACUCGGAGGUGUUUUGGAACGAGGUCGCGGCGACGCGGCUCGGCGUCCCUGGGCGCGACCAGCGGACAGAGAUUCUCAGCACGAGCCCGUUCGCGAUGUUCGGCUCCGGCGUGCUGUCCAUGGGCGCGCCGGCGAUGCUGCUCAGCAUGGCGAAAGCGGCCAUCUGGGCCGUCGAGCACGACCGACCCACGGUCACCACACGCAUGGGAGCACAGAUGCACCACUUGACGGCGGCGCGCCUGCUGCGACGCAUCUUCGAGUUCACGCCCCCGGACAUCCAGAAGAUCCUCACGCGCGCCCUCGAGUCGGACAUGCGCGGCCUCCUCGCGCCGCGCACCGGCAUCGAGAUCAACGCGAGCGCGGUCGACCCCGUAGCGCAGGCCGCCGCGAAGGAGGUGCGGCAGGUGCUCCAGCAGGCGCUCGGGCACCUCAUGCGCGGCACGCACGAGCUGCACACGGCGGGGUGGGUCGCGGCGGUGGCGGCCGCGGCACCGGAGCUGGGCCUUGUGCAAAAGAUCGCGCGACGCAAGGCGGUGGACAUGCAGCAGGCGAAGGGGUCGGCGGAGGCGGGCGCGGGGGGCGCGUGA